Molecule: messenger RNA, 2496 nt
Organism: Fragaria vesca subsp. vesca
Lineage: Eukaryota; Viridiplantae; Streptophyta; Magnoliopsida; Rosales; Rosaceae
Product: L-type lectin-domain containing receptor kinase IX.1-like
Exons: 2
Coding region: 1-2496 (831 amino acids)
Biological process (GO): protein phosphorylation
Cellular component (GO): plasma membrane
Molecular function (GO): protein kinase activity; ATP binding; carbohydrate binding
Source: RefSeq, a predicted model, not a curated record
AUGGCUGUCCAUACACAACUACAAUUUCUUCUUCUUCUUCUCUUCUCUCUGUUUACCCCUUUCGCAACACCACUAACCUUCAAUUUCUCCACCUUCCCCAAUGACACCACCUCUUUAUUCAUCGAAGGAGAUGCUUAUUAUACCGACGGCAAACGCCUCCGGCUCACCAAAACCGCCAAAGAACCUAAACUGGCUGGCAACAUCGGUCGAGCCACGUACAGCGAACCAUUCCUUCUCCGGGGGAAUGACUCGGGAAAACUGAGACUUGCAGACUUCACCACGCACUUUGCAUUUGUCAUUGACUCUCAAGGCAACAAAUCCUACGGUGACGGGUUCGUGUUCUUCUUGGCGCCAAAAGGAUCCGUACUCAACAGUAUACUAGGAGGUGGCGGCAAGCUUGGCCUCCCCGUCGCAGACCUUCCAGGAGGGAAUGAGUACCCUUUUGUGGCGGUGGAGUUUGAUAUCUACCAGAAUCCACCGCCAACCUACCUCGACCCCCCAUACGAUCAUGUCGGGGUCGAUGUCAACAAUCUCAGGUCUAACAUUACCAUGGCUUGGUCUGGAGAUAUUCCGAAUGCGAAAAUCAACAAUGCUUCGAUUAGUUAUAAUUCCAGCUCAAAAACUCUUACUGUUGCAUACACCACUUUGGUGAAUGAUACAGCUGGUAUCCAAAAGCAAGUGAUGAGAUAUCUUCGUUACGUGGUUGAUCUGAAACAGUACUUGCCCGAUUGGGUAAUUGUGGGGUUCUCUGCUGGAACCGGUGAUAGGGUUUCUUUGCCUGAAAUCAUCUCAUGGAAUUUCACUUCGACUUCUAUUGUUGAUGAGUUUGUUGAUUCGAAAGACACUACACCACCAGCUGCACCCAACCCUGAUACUGUUGAUGAACACAAGUCAAGAAAUAACAAUAUACCGUUACUUGCUGUGGGGCUAGGUGUUGGUUUAAGUAUCUUGGUGGCUGCGUUGGCUUUGGUUUGGUUCAUCUUUCGGAGGAAGAGCGUUGCAGGGAGAAAUGUUGAAGACACUAUGAUGGUACUAGAUGAUGAGUUCGAAAGGGGAACAGGCCCAAUGAAGUUUAUGUACAGCGAGUUGGCUCGAGCCACGAAUAAUUUUGAUGAAGAAGAGAAGCUUGGAGAGGGAGGAUUCGGUGGAGUCUAUAGAGGAUUCAUAAGAGACUUAAACGCAUAUGUAGCGGUUAAGAGGGUCUCCAAGGGAUCCAAACAAGGGCUAAAGGAGUACGCAGCCGAAGUCAGGAUCAUAGGUCGACUAAGGCAUCGAAACCUUGUGCAACUCAUUGGUUGGUGUCACGAAAACGGGGAGCUCCUUCUUGUGUAUGAGCUCAUGCCCCAUGGAAGUUUAGAUUCUUACUUGUUCAAAGCGAGAAGCUUCUUGAAUUGGGAGGUAAGAUACAAAAUUGCUCUUGGCUUGGGCAGCGGUUUGCUUUAUCUACAUGAAGGAUGUGAACAGUGUAUACUGCACAGGGAUAUCAAAGCAAGCAAUGUUAUGUUGGAUUUGAAUUUCAACGUAAAGCUUGGAGACUUCGGAUUAGCUAGACUUGUGGAGCACGAAAAAGGGUCGCUAACGACGGUUGUGGCUGGAACUAGGGGCUACAUGGCUCUUGAUUAUGUUGUCUCAGGCAAGGCUAGCAAGGAGUCAGAUGUGUAUAGCUUCGGAGUAGUUGCUCUGGAAAUAGCUUGCGGGAGAAAAUCCAUGGAUUUCGAUUUGGAAAAUAGUAGGAUCAACUUAGUGGACUGGGUGUGGGGGCUAUAUGGAGAAGGGAAACUUAUUGAAGCAGCUGACCCAAAAUUGUGUGGAGAUUUUGAUGAAAGACAAAUGGAGUGUCUGAUGAUUGUUGGGUUGUGGUGUGCUCACCCAGAUUAUACUUCCAGGCCUCCGAUACAACAAGCGAUUCAAGUGCUUAACUUCAAGGACCAAUUGCCCACUCUCCCAGCAAUCAUGCCAAUGGCCCCUUCUUUUGCUCGUCCAGUUAUGACAUUUAGUGAUACCAUUAGUGGUUCUGAAACAGCUUGUGCUAUUAAGGUUUGUGGGAAAAGUUGGGAUACCUACUUUAGAUAUGUUUGUCUUCUGCUUUUAGAGAAAAACUUUGCAUGUCCUGGUGUAUUCUCUGUCUUUAUGUCUCUCAUCACCUCGUACAGAAUGGAGAAUGGCGUUAUAUCCACUAUACAGGUGCAGAAUUCUAUGAUUUCUUUCAGUGUUAUGGGAUAUAUAAGGGUCCUUGCUCAAACAAUGAUCGGGCUGCCUGCCAAAGUAGAAUUUGUGCAUAGAUCAUUUGAGCAAACAACGAGGAGAGAUGUCUUUGUUUUUGUAUGUACAGAUUUGACAAUUGUCAUUCCGUUAUGGUUUAUUUUCUUCUGCCCUGCUGGACAAGGACUGGAACUGAACCAUGCAUAUAAACUAGCAAACUGGACAAACGUAAAGGUGCAAAUGCUGAAAGAGCUUAUGAAAAUGCAGGCUGGUAGAGUUGUGGGGGUGUUAUAA